AUGGCAGCUAGGUCGUUGGUCUCAAUAAAUUUAAUAAACAAAAACAUUUUGCCCUGUUCAUCAGCCUCAAUCAGCCCUUUACUCGUCUCUAAAAUUCCAAGAACAAAUUUUACUACGGCCCAAUUUGCUGAACAAAGAAAUCGUGUUUUUUCUCCAUCUCGGAUAAAGGGCCGGGCCCAAGACCCGACUUACCAUCAGGAAAAUCUGCCGCCAGAGAUUCCAACUCCUCCAACUGAGAUGCCGCAGAGGCCCAAUGUUCCGGAAAUUGGCCCAACUCCUCCGGAGAUGCCUGCUGACCCACCACCUCUCUCGCCUGGGCCUAACCCAGGCCCAGAGUUUCCAAACCCACCGGAUCUGAUUCCACCAAAGCCGGAGGCACCUCGGCCACCUAUGCCUUCUCCACCCGAGAUAGUACCACCUGAUGUGACACCUCCUAAAUCACCGGAGCCUAGCCCGCCGUAUCCCGACGACCCACCUCUGAUGAUAGGCUCAGAUGGGCUGGCCUUUUACUGA
Molecule: messenger RNA, 513 nt
Organism: Striga asiatica
Lineage: Eukaryota; Viridiplantae; Streptophyta; Magnoliopsida; Lamiales; Orobanchaceae
Source: the annotation of a GenBank genome assembly